Messenger RNA from Caenorhabditis angaria, 378 nucleotides. Lineage: Eukaryota; Metazoa; Nematoda; Chromadorea; Rhabditida; Rhabditidae. The record is from the annotation of a GenBank genome assembly.
AUGUUGAUAUAUCUCAUUUUAAUUCUAGUUUUGUCACUGAACGCCACAAAAUUCGACCAAGAGGCGAUGAAGACCGCGUCACUCUUAGCCAAAUAUCGAUACGCGGAAAGAGGCAGCUUCCGCACUUCGUAUCUCAUACCAUAUACGCGUAGAAAUUGUUAUACGGCAAAGAAACCGAUUGAUGAAUAUUUUACAGUUGGUGGAUAUUUGAGGGAAGUGGGAAAAUAUAAGAUGGCUGUGGAAGAAGCACAUUUUGAGAGCGGAGAAAAUGUAUUGGUUUAUCGAGUUGGGAAUACUACAUUUACAGCCAAGAAAAUGAAGGGGAAUUAUAAGAUUGUGCAAAUGGAAGAACCGAAAACGAUAUAUGACAUUUUAUAG